Blumeria graminis f. sp. triticale is the source of this 2697-nucleotide messenger RNA. NCBI's taxonomy places the organism in Eukaryota, Fungi, Ascomycota, Leotiomycetes, Helotiales, Erysiphaceae. The record is from the annotation of a GenBank genome assembly.
AUGCCGGAAUUAAGAUACGACGCGCAAGUUGUAGUGAUCACUGGGGCAGGAGGGGGCUUGGGAAAAGCAUAUGCUCUCUUCUUUGGUUCAAGAGGAGCUAAUGUUGUUGUAAACGACCUCGGGGCUACUUUCAAAGGAGAAGGCGCUUCGUCAAAGGCUGCUGACGUCGUUGUUAACGAAAUUAUCGCCAAUGGUGGCAAAGCAGUCGCUAAUUAUGAUAGUGUAGAGCAUGGAGAUAAAAUUAUUGACACUGCGAUCAAAUCAUUCGGCCGCGUCGACAUCUUAAUUAACAAUGCCGGCAUCCUGCGUGAUGUUAGCUUUAAAAAUAUGACUGACAAAGAUUGGGAUCUAAUUAUAUCUGUACAUGUCAAAGGCUCAUACAAAUGCACUAGAGCAGCAUGGCCGUACUUCAGAAAACAAAAUUUCGGCAGAGUCAUUAAUACCGCAUCAGCAGCUGGUCUGUUUGGGAGCUUCGGUCAGUGCAACUACUCAGCUGCGAAAUUGGCGAUGGUUGGCUUCACGGAGACCUUAGCAAAAGAAGGAGCUAAAUACAAUAUACGGGCAAACGUCAUCGCACCUAUCGCCGCUAGUCGUAUGACACAGACAGUUAUGCCAUCGGAAAUCCUCGAAAGUCUCAAGCCCGAUUGGGUAGUACCACUAGUUGGCGUUCUUUCACACAGUAAUUGCCAAGAGAAUGGCUCAAUUUUUGAAGUUGGUGGCGGCCACGUUGCUAAGUUAAGAUGGGAGCGGUCUAAAGGGUUACUGUUAAAGCCAGAUGAGACUUAUACUCCAGGUGCAAUAUUGAAAAACUGGGAUCAAAUUAAAGAUUUCAAGAACCCGGAUCAUCCAACUGGUCUCGCUGACUUCAUGGGGCUUUUGGAAAAUUCCAUGAAACUACCUCCGAAUGAUCCAGGCGAGCUUUUGAGUCUCAGCGGUAGAGUAGCUCUAGUUACUGGAGGUGGAGCAGGUAUCGGCCGGUGCUAUUCUUUAGCCUUUGCUAAAGCCGGCGCGUCUGUCGUCGUCAAUGAUCUUGUCAAUCCUGAUAGUGUAGUGCAAGAAAUUAUCGACAUGGGUGGCAGGGCAAUUGCCGUAAAAGCAUCGGCGGAAGACGGGGAAACUAUUGUUAAAGCUGCAAUCGACGCAUAUGGUCGCAUUGAUAUCAUUGUCAACAAUGCUGGAAUACUUCGUGACAAAUCCUUCCAUAACAUGGAUGAAAAAAUGUGGGAUCAAGUUAUCGCCGUUCACCUCAAAGGCACGUACAAGGUUACAAGGGCAGCAUGGCCCUACAUGCUAAAACAAAAGUACGGACGUAUUGUUAACACCACCUCAACCAGUGGGAUUUACGGGAACUUUGGACAAGCCAACUAUGCGGCCGCUAAAUGUGGGAUUCUAGGAUUUUCACGCGCUCUAGCUCGAGAAGGCUUGAAGUAUAACAUAGUCGUGAACACCAUAGCUCCAAACGCAGGUACAGCUAUGACCCGCACUGUCAUGCCUGAAGAAUGGGUGCAAGCAUUCAAGCCAGACUACAUUGCUCCUCUGGUUCUUGCUCUCAGUUCCGACAAGGUUCCACCACCGUCUACCGGGGGUCUUUACGAGGUCGGUAGUGGGUGGAUUGGUCAGACUCGCUGGCAAAGAUCAGGCGGUUGCGGAUUCCCAAUCGACGAAAAGCUGACUCCUGAGGCUGUCUCCGAAAACUGGGAGCGUAUCACUGAUUUCUCUGGAGAUAGGGCUGAUAACCCAGAAUCUGCACAAGAUGGGCUUAAAAGUAUCAUGGCGAAUAUUGAAAACCGCAGGGGUAAUCUCAGUCAGAACGAGGAUGAUAGUAUUGAUAAAGAAGUACUGGCAAACAUUGCACAAGCCAAACUAGUUGAAGAUGCAGGGACUGAAUUCCAAUACAACGAUAAAGAUGUCAUUCUGUAUAACCUUGGCAUUGGCGCAAAACGGAGUGAACUCAAUUAUGUUUAUGAGCUUGCAGAUGGCUUCCAGGUUCUGCCCACAUUCGGGGUAAUACCAUUCUUCUCCACAAACAUGCCUUACAGCCUACUUGACAUAGUCCCAAAUUUUUCCCCCAUGAUGAUGCUUCAUGGCGAACAAUACCUUGAGAUAUUAUCGUAUCCAAUCCCUACGACGGGAACCUUAGUAACUAAAGCACAUUUAAUUGAAGUUGUCGACAAAGGAAAUGCUGCAGUGGUUAAAAAUGGCGCUGUAACUACUAAUAAACUUGACGGAAAGCCUUUAUUCUAUAAUGAAAACACAAUUUUUAUUAGAGGUUCUGGGGGAUUUGGCGGUACCAAAAAGGGUCAAGAUCGUGGAGCUGCGACAGCUCCGAACAAGCCGCCCAAUCGUGAACCUGACUUCGUUGCCGAAGAAAGGACGACAGAGGAACAGGCCUUGUUGUACCGUCUUUCGGGCGAUUUCAACCCGUUACAUGUGGACCCGUCGUUUGCCAGUGUCAGUGGAUUUAAAGUUCCCAUACUUCAUGGACUCUGUUUUUUUGGCAUUGCUGGCAAACAGGUCUACAAAAAGUACGGCCGCCUACGAAGUAUCAAAGUUCGGUUUGCAGGUGCUGUCAUGCCAGGUCAGACACUAAUAACAGAAAUGUGGAAAGAGGGACUAAACCUUGUGAUUUUCCAAGUCACAGUGAAGGAGACUAGAAGACGUGUUAUAACAAACGCAGCUUGUACACUGGAUCGAUAA